AGGUUUUUAAUUGCGUUUUAAAGUUAUUUUAUGCCCCACUGUAAAUUUGUUUUUUGGCAGAUACAAAGUAUUACUUCACAGCCAUCUAAAUAUUACAAGGCAGAGAAUAUUAUCUCAAAACAUUAUUUAUCAGAAUUAAUUUUACAAAUCUCGUGUUCGAAUGGUAAUCUUAUCUAUUGUAAAUAUGACUGUUUCGACAAUUAUAUUUCAGGAUAUUAAUCAGUACAACUUGAAAUAAUGAACGUUUACACUCAAUUGACAGAACAAUCGAUAAUUAAGACGUACUACAGUCGUAACAGACAUAGUUUUAAACAAGAGAACAUUGAAUCAGAAGCCACGCCUACAUGGCCAAGGUAAAUAAAGAAAUCAGUUGGUAUGACAAGAUUUGAUAAGAAAUUCAAACAUUUCUUGUCAGUUGUGUCAUGUGAAGUUCAGAAAUGGCUCAGCAGUUAUCCACUUCGGCCCAGGUAACAUCAUGCCUGGUCGCCAGUGGAGGUCUCCUUUCCUCUGGGAUGACCGUCGCGUUUCCUUCCAUUUACAAAGAACAAAGGCUGCCAACAGAAAUAUCAUGGCUGGGCAGUGCAUCCCACUUCGCCAUGAUCGGCGGUUCGUUGCUAGUUGGGCCGUUGAUGGAUUCCUUUGGAAGGAAGAUUGGAUUAGUUCUUGCACUUAGUUUUUCGAUGAUAGGUUGGUCGUUCAUCGGCGGCUCCGGAUGGCUGGUUCCAGGUAGGCUGAUGACCGGGCUCUCCGCGGGUAUUGUCUCUGCUCCGGUUUCUGUUCUUGUCGCCGAGAUCUCGGCCCCGAAGUUGAGGGCGCAUCUGACUGUUUACAAGCACACUGCCUUCUCGCUUGGUCUCUUCAUUAUGUACUCCUUUGGUCUAAUAUUCAAGCCCUUUGCAAUCCUCAUCGUUUCGGACGUUACCUACCAGCUACUUGACGCACACCUCAUAUCGGUGGUGGCCUGGGUCCCUGAGACCCGAAGAGGACUAACCAACGUGUCCUACGGUCCUUUCUUCGCAGCUCUCCCUCGUCGGAAGGAUGUCUCUCGUCCGUUCCUCUUGAUGGCAGGUCUAGCCUCACUCAAACAACUUUCUGGAACGACAGUGGUCCUUUCUUAUGCGAGCCAGCUGCUUGUGGCCGGAGGAGAUACGCAAGCCGAGCUCGGAGCGGUGUACAUCGGAGCAGUUCGGCUGGCCGCUUCGCUGUUCGCAGCACCGCUAGCCGCUCGCUUCGGCCGGCGCUCGCUCGCCUCGCUCGGCGGCUACCUCUCCUCCCUGUCCCUCCUCGUCAUGGCGGGAGGAUCCUCCCAGUCCCUCGCCUGCCUCCUCGUCUUCGUCUUCUCCUCGGCUAUCUCCAGUUCCGCCAUUCAGGCUCUGGUUUGUACCGGCUUGACGACCACAGCGACCUACGUAUCGGCGUUUGCUGCCUUGCACUCACAUCCAUGGCUUCUGUCGAGUCUGGGACUGCAUCGCUUGCUGGGGAUCUACGCGACGAUCGCUGUAAUAACUACGCUCAUCGUGAUAUUCUUCCUUCAUGAUACAGCAGUCACUGUCAAAGAAGUCGAACUGGGCCAACCUGAUGCUGAGGAAGUUAUUGAACCGCUUAAGGAAGAAACAAAAGAGAUGGUUGCGGCUGAUGAAGUGAAACAGAAUUGCUGAGCUAAUUAUCGAACCGCUUAAAGAAGAAACAAAAGAGAUGGUUGCGGCUGAUGAAGUGAAACAGAAUUGCUGAGCUAAGUUUUGGCAAGCUUGCCAGGGCCCUCCGAAGCGAUGUAUCUUUCGCAACAAUCUUACCACCUAAAAUACUCAACCAUUGUGAUAUAUAGAGCUACUAUAGCUAAAUACUUAACGUAUUUAUUGUUAUUUAUGAACAUUAUAGAUAUUUUAAUAAAACUUUUAAAACAUAUCAACAAAUGAUUUA
Nezara viridula (southern green stink bug) is the source of this 1920-nucleotide messenger RNA. The record is from the annotation of a GenBank genome assembly. NCBI's taxonomy places the organism in Eukaryota, Metazoa, Arthropoda, Insecta, Hemiptera, Pentatomidae.